ACGCUAGGGUAUUGUGUAUUCUCAGCAGAAAGAGUCUAGCUGUGAAGGGACAAGGAGAGUAACCAAUCCAGUCUAGGGUGUAUUUUUUAUAUUUCGUUGACAGUUUAGCAUUAUUGGGGCAGCAUAAUGACGGAUAAAAUGGAUAUGUCUUUAGACGACAUUAUCAAACAGAACAGGCAGCAGAGAGGUGGAGGCCGGGGUGGAAGAGGCCGAGGCCGCGGAGGCUCAGGUGGCGGCGGCGGCGGCCGAGGAGGAGCAGGAGGCCCCGGGCGUCUUGGAAGCGGCGGUGGAGGAUUUGGAGGCCGAGGCGGCGGAUCCGGCCCCACGAGGAACCGACAGAACCUGGGCCGCGCUAGAGGCAGACCAACGCCUUACAACAGGCCCAAACAGCUUCCAGAUAAGUGGCAGCACGACAUGUUUGACAACGGCUUCAGCAGCUUCAGUGGCCCUGUUGGAGGUGGAGGAGGUGGCGUGGAAACUGGAGGGAAGCUCCUCGUCUCCAAUCUCGACUUUGGGGUCUCGGAUGCAGACAUUCAGGAACUCUUUGCAGAAUUUGGGACUCUCAAAAAGGCUGCAGUUCAUUACGACAGAUCGGGAAGAAGCCUGGGAACCGCAGAUGUCCACUUUGAAAGGAGGGCAGAUGCCCUCAAGGCCAUGAAACAGUACAACGGCAUCCCGCUUGAUGGACGGCCUAUGAACAUACAGCUCGUCACGUCACAGAUUGACACACAGAGGCGACCUAUGCAGGGUCUGAACAGAGGUGGUGGAGGAGGCAUGAACAGAAAUCGUGGUGGUGGAUUCAGAGGCGUGCAGAGAGGUCGUGGAGGACGCGGUGCAGGCGGUGGAGGAAGAGGCCGGGGUGGCCGCGGUGGUAGUAGCAAGCAGCAGCUGUCAGCAGAGGAACUUGACGCCCAGUUAGACGCCUACAAUGCCAGGAUGGACACCAGCUAAGAAGUGUGGCACCUCUGGAUUGUUGUCCCUUCCUGUCUGCACAGAAGGGUGGUUGUUACAAAUGUGCAGAAUAUUUUACACAUGGUUUUCUGAUGUGAUUGAAAUUAUUGUUCCAACCUCUUCUUUUAAAUGCUCCGUGUUUUUUACCAGUGUUUUUUUUUUUUUUUUCUGACUAAAAUGGUUUUGACUGUAGGUUCAUGUGAAUUGGGUUUUCCCAGUUCUUUUCUCUACCCUGUAGUUGAUGACACUUGUAAUAAAACCUACAGUGCAUAUUAACCAAA
Molecule: messenger RNA, 1232 nt
Organism: Cottoperca gobio
Lineage: Eukaryota; Metazoa; Chordata; Actinopteri; Perciformes; Bovichtidae
Gene: alyref
Product: Aly/REF export factor
Exons: 6
Coding region: 127-951 (274 amino acids)
Biological process (GO): mRNA export from nucleus
Cellular component (GO): nucleus
Molecular function (GO): mRNA binding
Source: RefSeq, a predicted model, not a curated record